This is a messenger RNA of Entelurus aequoreus (snake pipefish), 2324 nucleotides long. Its product is annotated as tomoregulin-2-like. The record is from RefSeq and is a predicted model, not a curated record. Gene Ontology annotation, molecular function: protein binding. The transcript has 10 exons. The coding region runs from base 492 to 1601 and encodes 369 amino acids. Lineage: Eukaryota; Metazoa; Chordata; Actinopteri; Syngnathiformes; Syngnathidae.
CGGCAGGAGCUUCCUCCACCCGUGGAUAUUAUUAUUAUCAUUGUUAUAGUUCCAUGACAUUACCAAACCUGGGAAUUCACGCAACAUCUACAUCACUUCCACAGUCUUGCCGCCUCUUUUUUUUUUUUUUUUUUUCCCCGUAUCGCCCCAUCGCGCCCUCCUCCUCCUCCCCCUCCUUGUGCGCUUUUGGCCAUCGAGCGGCAUCACCCUUCCACGCAAUUAUCGGGCUAACUUUUCCACGCCGACGAGACGCGCGUUCAUCGCCCGGCUGCAGAGCUUGAUUGCUGCACCCACACUCACACGCACACACACACGCACACACACACACACACACACACACACACACAGACGCGCGCAAAACAAGGGAGCGCUUCCAUGGGGCGCGCGGUGUCGUUUGGAAAAUGCUCUGCAGUCGGCGUGUGAGCCAGACGGGAUUGGAGUUGUUAUUGUCCCUGCGCGUCUCUCGCCGGAGCCAGUGAAGUGUGGCGGCGAUGGGUCUCCCAGUGGCGGCUCCACGCACCGAGCACGGGCGCCUAGACCGGUGGAGCGGGACGACGGGAGGAUGGCUCCGGAUCACGCUGCUCUCUUUUUUCGCUUCUUUACCUGUGGAACAAUUGCGCGCCUUCCCUUCUUCCCUCAGCGACUGUCAGACGCCCACCGGCUGGAACUGCUCCGGUUUCGAUGACCGAGACACGGACCUGUUUUUGUGCGACACCAACACGUGCAAGUUCGACGCCGAGUGCCUAAGAAUUGGGAACAUAAUGACUUGCAUUUGUGACUUCAAGUGCAACAAUGACUAUGCUCCGGUUUGCGGCUCGAACAAUCAGAACUACCGGAACGAGUGUUUUCUGCGUAGAGAUGCCUGCAAGCAGCAGUCUGAAGUACUUAUUCUGUCCGAGGGCGCCUGUCCUGUGGAUGCCGGGUCAGGAUCAGGAGAUGAUGGAGGAGAGGGUUCCGCUGAGGCAAGUCCAAAGGAAACAUCCACGUGUGACAUUUGCCAGUUUGGGGCCGAGUGCGAUGUGGACGCAGAGGACGUUUGGUGCGUUUGCAACAUCGACUGUUCCCACAUCAGCUUCAAUCCAGUGUGUGCCUCGGACGGGCGUUCCUAUGACAACCCCUGCCAGGUGAAAGAGGCAUCCUGUCAGAAACAGGAACGUAUCGAGGUCAAGCACCUGGGCCACUGCCAAGAUGGGAACAAAGGCGGAGCUGGACAUUUUACACCGACCGACAUCACACGAAACGGACAGGCGGACGGCCUGUACACACCCUGUCCAGAUCACUACAAGAACUACUGUGUCCAUGGAGACUGCCAGUUCCCCAGUAUACCCGCCCAGCCCUCGUGCAGCUGUCACUCAGGUUUCAGCGGCCCCCAGUGUGACACCAAAGAGUACAACGUGCUCUACGUGGUCCCAGGCUCCGGAAAACUGCACUAUGUCCUCAUCGCCUCUAUCAUUGGAGCACUCCAGGUGGUCAUCAUCUGUGUAGUGGUGCUCUGCAUCACAAGAAAGUGCCCGCGGACCAACAGGAUCAACCGACAGAAGCAAAACAAUGUCCACUUCAGUUCAGAAAACACCAUGCGCGCCUCUACUCGACUUAUCUGAGCCGCGGACACAUCGGACAGAAUCGACCUUCCACUUGACGGAAGGCAGUCUCGUUUCAUGUUCCCUCCUCCCCCCACCUUUGUAGAGCAACCCAAGAAAUGUAGGAUCUGCUUCCCCUUGCCUUCUCUGCCAGUAGGAACUUCCAGGAACGCCCGUGGAGGACGGGGGACACGGGGCAAAGACGGAGUUGGCACACCAGUGAGACUCGCACCUGGGAACGUUGUCAUCGGGCGACUGUUGGCGGCGUCACUUUAAACCUUGUCACUAGCGUCCUUAAGGUUUUUUUUGGUUUUUUUCCCCAGACACCACCAUAAGAACUUGGGGUUGUGGAGAAUACUGAAUGUGGGUAUGUAUGUGUGAGCGUGUAAUAGAUGUGUGAGUUUUGGUAGAUGCGAGUUAGCUGGUGUCUGUCAUUUGUAGAUCAGGGGAAAAAGCGAACUGGGGUAGCGCAAAGCAGGGUAAGGAACUUUGAGUUAGGCUUAUUCUUUUUUUUUCUCGUGGGGAUGCUGUGGUGUGGGGAGGGCGGAGGGGGGACCCGGGCUACACGUGUUGCCUUGCACCUUGUGUUAUAGGAGACCUUUGACCGAGGGCACGAUGCUACGACGGAGCUCUCCCUUUGGUUGUGACAAAGACUUCAGCUACUGUAUCCUGGGUUCGAUUUCCAUUAGUUAUUACUACGUUGUCUUGAUGGGGUCAUUUUUCUGUAAAUGUAAAUAAAUAAUU